Molecule: messenger RNA, 879 nt
Organism: Triticum aestivum (bread wheat)
Lineage: Eukaryota; Viridiplantae; Streptophyta; Magnoliopsida; Poales; Poaceae
Product: 30S ribosomal protein S6 alpha, chloroplastic
Exons: 2
Coding region: 85-714 (209 amino acids)
Biological process (GO): translation
Cellular component (GO): ribosome
Molecular function (GO): structural constituent of ribosome; small ribosomal subunit rRNA binding
Source: RefSeq, a predicted model, not a curated record
AGUGUGGGCUGCCGAUUUGCCCCUAUCCUUAUCUAUCCACGGGACUCCACUCCCCGCACUGCCCUCCUCCCCACUCCCUCUCCAAUGCCGCCGCCCAUGGCGCUCUCCGUCUCCGUCUCCUCCUCCGCCGCGGCCUUCGCCCCGCGCCACGGCCUCCCCUCCGCCAGCCCCGCGCCCAGCCGCCUCCUACGCGCCGCCCGCGCGUUCUCGACGGGGUACGCCGCGAGCUUCUACGGGGGCGCGGCGUCCGCGACCCGCACCCGCGGCCGCGACGACGAGGAGGUCGGGGACGAGGACGGGUCGUCCUCCGGUUUCGGCGGGAUGUCGGCCUCGGAGGCGGCGAUGGCGCUGGAGGAGCGCGAGAUGCCGCCCUGCCCUCCGGGCCUCCGCCAGUACGAGACCAUGGUCGUGCUCCGCCCCGACAUGUCCGAGGAGGAGCGCCUCGCCCUCAUCCAGCGCUACGAGGAGCUGCUCGUGGCCGGGGGCGCCAUGUACGUGGAGGUGUUCAACAGAGGGGUCAUCCCGCUGGCUUACAGCAUCAGGAAGAGGAACAGCAGGACCGGGCUGCCCUUCACCUACUACGACGGCAUCUACCUCCUCUGGACCUACUUCACCAAGCCCGAGUCGGUGGACGCGCUGCAGAUGAAGUUCAACGCCGACGACGACGUCAUCCGCUCGACCAGCUUCAAAGUUCGCAAGAGGAGAGUCUACUAGAGGGACCAGGGGUGUAAAAUUGAAAGCUCCAGGUUUUCUAGUUGGUGUUUAUAUCAUACGAGAAUGCUACUGCCGCCCUGGGUGUAGAUGUGUAUGCCUUCUUUUGCAAUUGUUGGAGAAAAUGGUGUCAUCUGUUUUGUUUAUAUUCUAGAAGAAAUUCAUGUU